Molecule: messenger RNA, 1208 nt
Organism: Gilbertella persicaria
Lineage: Eukaryota; Fungi; Mucoromycota; Mucoromycetes; Mucorales; Choanephoraceae
Exons: 1
Coding region: 102-1130 (342 amino acids)
Source: RefSeq, a predicted model, not a curated record
ACUCUUCUCCUUAUUAUGCCUCCUUCUUUUUUUUUUAAUUGUAUAAGAACUAAAAAUUAACUUGUUCCUUUUUUUGUUUUUUUCUUUUGCGUUCAUAUAUAAUGGUUACAGCCUUUGAACCAAAAGAUGCAAGAGUAACAUUUGAACAAGAAUUCUAUAGCGACGAUGAUAGUGUAACAGAAGAAAAAUGGUUUUCCUUAACUAAACCCAGAAAAAGAAAGACGGGCACUCAAGCCUUAGUCGAAUUUUUGAAUACAACGAGCCCUGAGGAGUUUAAAACAACGGUGCAACAAAGCAAGCGAUCUUCUUCACCCGGAUUAUUCUUUAAAAGAUGUAAGCCCAAGUCCAAAAAGUUCAGCAUGACAACAGUACCGACUGUGACCAUGACAACAGGCCAGGUACAGCUUGUACACCGGAAAAAGUAUAUUGAGAUCAUCACACAAGAAUCAGUGGCACAUCAAAAAAGAAAUCUAUCACCUGCAUCAUCAAUAUUAACAUGCACAAAUGAAGGGUUUGUACGACGCCAACCAUCACUUAGAUUCCAGCCUGCUAAUGACAGACUAGUAGAACAACAGCCCAUGAUCCAACUCGAUAUGACAACUGAACAUGAUAUCAUUGAACACGGGCUAAAACAACGUUUAGCUCUUUACAGAUCAUCAGAAAAGCCAAGUGAUGCAAUGUCCAAAUCAAUUGCGCAAGAGCAUCUUGCCACACUAUCGGAUACUCCGUCUUAUGAGCUCCAACACAAAAAACGUGCACGCCAUGUUCAGAUACAAACAAUGCCCAUAGAACAAGACCUGAAACAGAAAAUCACUGUCUUAAGCCAAGACAACAGCAAUGACGAAAGUGAAACUGAAUGUGAUAUCAAUGAUGUUGAAAGUAUCAAGCAAAGGCUCAAAAAAGUCGAAAAAGAGUUGAGACAAGAAAAACUAAUUAAUGCAAGGCUAGAAGCUGCUUUAGAAGAAACCCGUGAUCAAUUCGAGGUGCUAAGUGGUUUAGCCUAUAAAAAAAUAAAGGAAGUUUGGCAAGAAAAGAUAAGAUGGGAAGAAGCAUGCAUGCAAGUAAAAGAAAGGUGUUGGCAGGACCACCAACAACAAAUCUUGGGUGAUUCAUGCUCUUUAAACAAUUGAAUGGCUUGCUAUUUAACAAACAAUAACAAAAUCGGUAUUUGAAAUAAAAAAGAUUGAGCAAUGGCUGACACAUGGCUG